Molecule: messenger RNA, 1014 nt
Organism: Strongyloides ratti
Lineage: Eukaryota; Metazoa; Nematoda; Chromadorea; Rhabditida; Strongyloididae
Product: WD40 repeat and WD40/YVTN repeat-like-containing domain and WD40-repeat-containing domain-containing protein
Exons: 3
Coding region: 1-1014 (337 amino acids)
Cellular component (GO): Set1C/COMPASS complex
Molecular function (GO): chromatin binding; protein binding
Source: RefSeq, a predicted model, not a curated record
AUGAUAAACAACAUCAAUUUUGAUUCUUUAAAACGAAUCCCUUUCUCUCAAUGCAAAUAUGAAAAUUUUGAGAUGCGUAAACAUUUUGAUAUAGGUACAAAAAGGGUAAAUUCAAUGAAUGUCUCUCCUUGUGGAAACUUCAUGGCUUCCUCAACAAAUGAUGAUAGAAUUUUUCUUUUUGAUAUUUUACUUGGAAGUGAAAUUAAUAAUAUAUCAACACAAAAAUAUGGAUGCAAUAAUGUUGUUUUUACUGAUAAUGAACUAAAUACUUUACACACCUCAACAAAAAUAAAUAAUGAUAUAAGAUUAUUAUCUUUAGAAGAAAAAAAAUAUAUAAGAUAUUUUAAUGGACAUAAAAAAAAUGUUUUAUCUUUAUCAAUUUCACCUUGUGAUAAAACAUUUUUAUCCAGUAGUCAAGAUGGUAAAAUAAAAUUAUGGGAUUUUAGAAUUGAAGAAUGUUGUAAUACAUCUAAUUAUUACCAUAUAAAUCCUAGAGUAGCAUACGAUCCUAAAGGUAUAAUAUAUGCUAUAUCAGAAGAAAAAAAUGUUAUUAAAUUUUUUGAUUCAAGAUAUAUGAACGAUCGUCCAUUUAAAAUAAUUUCAUUAAAAUCACCUACAUGGAGAAUAAAUAAUAUAAAGUUUUCACAUGAUGGAAGAAAGAUUCUUGCUAGUGCGGAUGGUAAUUUUUUUUAUCUAAUUGAUACAUUUACUGGAGAAAAGAUGUCUUUUAGAGGAAUAAAAAACUGUAGAAGGAUGAAUUUUGGUGUUGAUUUAUCACCUUGUGGUAACUACAUCGUCGCUGGAAGUGAUUUUGGGGAUCUUCUCUAUUAUGACGCUAAAAAAGGUAAUAUUUUAAAAACAUUCAAAUCACUACAUACAAAUCAUGUUGAAAAUGUGAUUUUUCAUAAAAAAUAUUUAAUGCUGAUUACUGGAGCAAAUGAUUUAAUUUUUUGGACACCCGAUUAUAAUGAUGACAAUGUUUUUAGAAAUAUUAACUUAAUGGAUUUUAAUUAG